Molecule: messenger RNA, 7970 nt
Organism: Hipposideros armiger (great roundleaf bat)
Lineage: Eukaryota; Metazoa; Chordata; Mammalia; Chiroptera; Hipposideridae
Gene: ASPM
Product: assembly factor for spindle microtubules
Exons: 29
Coding region: 207-7742 (2511 amino acids)
Biological process (GO): mitotic cell cycle; spindle organization; establishment of meiotic spindle localization
Cellular component (GO): spindle pole
Molecular function (GO): calmodulin binding
Source: RefSeq, a predicted model, not a curated record
GCCGAGGCAGAGGCCACACCUGUGUCGCCCUGUUUUGUUGGCGAGUUUGUGGGGAAUCGUAUCUUUUUUUCUGGGGUGUGAGCGACUGGAAGAGAAAGGGAGGUGAGUUCGCUUCCGCGACCUCCGCAGCCGCCCCUGAGGGAGGCGGUGGACGUCCUCGGGGUCCCCUUCCCGGAGCGGCCUGCCGGUGCGGGGCUCGAGCUGCCAUGGCGACGCGGCGUGUGGGACGAGGCUGCUGGGACGGAAGCCCCACGGAGCGGAGGCCGCCGGCGAGGCUGCGGGAGCCCGCGGGCAAGGCGGAGGCGGCGUCCCCGCCGGUCCUGUCCCUCAGCCACUUCUGCACGAAGCCGUUCCUCUGCUUCGGGGACGUGCGCCUGGGCGCCUCGCGGACGCUGUCGCUGGCCGUGUACAACCCCAACGCCGAGGAGGCCGCCGUGACGCUGCCCCGCUGCCCGGCCGCCGAUCGGGGCUUCAGCGUCUGGCCGCGCGCCUUCGUGCUGCAGCCUAAAGAAAAAAUUGUUAUUUCUGUUAAUUGGGCACCAUUAAAACAAGGCCGAGUGAGAGAGAUUGUGACAUUUCUUGUAAAUGAUGUUGUGAAACACGAAGUCAUAUUACUAGGAAAUGCAGACGCGCCAAAAAAGAAAAAGAGGAGUCUUUGGGAUACCAUUAAUAAGAAGACAGUUUCGGCCUCUUCAGGUCAUGAGAAGAGGAUUUCAAAUAUUCAAAAUGUUAAUCAAACGUUUAAUGUUUCCCAAAAAGUUGACAAAGUUAGGAGCCCACUUCAAGCUUGUGAAAAUUUGGCUGGUAAUGCAAGCUGUUCUCCAACAGAAAACAAUUCUUUAAUCCUUGAAGAAAAUAAAAUACCCAUUUCCCCUAUUAGUCCCAUUUUCAAAGAAUGUCAUGGUGAGACUUGCUUGCCACUUUCUGUACGUCGAUCUACUACCUACACAUCUCUUCAUGCCCCUGAAAACAGGGAACUGUUACAAUUAGAAGGUGCCAACAUUUCGAAAGAUUUUGAUUUUAAUGAGAAAGUCAUAACCGAAACGUCCUUUGACUCCAUGAAUAAUAUUAAUGGCCAAAUUGAAGAGGAUAAUAAACUUAUUCUUACUCCAAACUAUUCUUCAACUUUGAACAUUACACAAAGCCAAGGAAAUUUUCUAAGUCCAGAUUCCUUUGUAAAGAAUAGCCAUAAAGCUAAUAAUGAACUAGAAUUAGUGACAUGUAUUUCACCAGAUACGUUUAUAAACAAUAAUUCAAGGCCUGUGCAUUUGGAAUCAAAACCUGUACAUGAAAUUUAUCGGACAAUUUUAAGUCCAGAUUCCUUCAUAAAGGAUAAUUAUGGACUAAAGAAGGAUCUAGAAUCAGAGUUAAUUAAUCCAAAUCUAUCCCCUCAUCAAUUUGUAAAAGAUAAUAUGGCAUAUAUAUGUAUAUCUCAACAAACAUGUAACUUAUCACCAUUAUCAAAUGAGAAUUCUCAGGCCUCACAGCCUCCUCAAAGGCAGAGAAAAAAUGAAGUUUCACCAUGCGUUCCUGAAUGUCGGGGUUCAAAAUCGCCCAAAGCUAUUUUUGAAGAACCCAAAGCUUUAGAAAUGAAGGCAAAUUGUGACAGUUUUACAAAACCAAACCAGCCUAAAUUUUCUGCAGUUCAGGAUUGUUCUGGGUGCAGCCACAAUACCCAACCUCAGAAACGCCCAAUACUUUCUGCCACUGUUACUAAAUUGAAGCCCACUUGUGCCAGAGAAAGCCAAACUGAGAUUAACAGGCCAAAGGCAAAAAGAUGUCUCCACAGUGUAGCAGGUGAAUGUGAAAAAGUAGCUGAUGAUCAAGAAGAGAAAAAUACUCUUCAUGCUUAUCUCCCAGUUAUAGAUCCGGUAGGAAGCAAAUCUAAGAGUUGUAAAAUGGUAGUUUCUCCUCCCUCCAAGACAGCUCCAGUUGUUCGCAAAAGAAAGAAUGAGGGAAACAGGGAGGAUGGAAAUGUGAUGCUUACAGUUACAGAACAUACAGAAGUGCAAAAAAUCAAAAGAAUCCAUUUUUCUCCUGUGGAGGUGAAAACAUCGGCUGUUAAGAAAACCAAAAAGGUGAUAACACCUACCUCGAAACUUAUUAGCAACAGAGAGAAAUUAAACCUGAAGAAGAAGACUGAGUCAUUAGUAUACAAAACUCCUAAUUCUAAAACAAGCAAAAGGACAAAGCGCCUUGUUCCUGUGGCACAAUCUAACCUGACCUUCCUAAAACCAUUAAAAACAGACAUUCCUCGACACCCAAUGCCAUUUGCUGCAAAAAACAUGUUUUAUGACGAACGCUGGAAGGAAAAGCAACAACAGGGCUUCACUUGGUGGCUGAACUUUAUAUUAACUCCUGAUGACUUCACUGUAAAAACAAAUGUUUCUGAAGUAAAUGCUGCUACUCUUCUUUUGGGAGUGGAGAGUCAACAUAAAUUAAGUGUUCCCAGAGCUCCGACAAAAGAUGAAAUGUCUCUCAGAGCUUAUACUGCUCGGUGCAGGCUGAAUAGAUUACGUCGUGCAGCCUGUUGUUUAUUUACUUCUGAAAAAAUGGUGAAAGCUAUUAAAAAGCUUGAAAUUGAAAUUGAAGCUAGGCGGUUAAUUGUUCGAAAAGAUAGACACCUCUGGAAAGAUGUGGGAGAACGGCAGAAAGUUCUAAAUUGGCUGAUGUCAUAUAAUCCUUUGUGGCUACGAAUCGGCUUAGAAACAGUUUAUGGAGAGCUCAUAGCUUUGGAAGACAACAGUGAUGUCACGGGGUUGGCCCUGUUUAUUCUGAAUCGCUUACUUUGGAAUCCUGAUAUAGCCGCUGAGUUUAGACACCCCACUGUCCCUCACCUGUACAGAGACGGUCAUGAAGAAGCUUUGUCUAGGUUUACUUUGAAAAAGUUAUUGUUGUUGGUUUGUUUCCUCGAUUAUGCUAAAAUCUCCAGACUUAUUGAUCAUGAUCCUUGUCUCUUCUGCAAAGAUGCUGAAUUCAAGGCUAGUAAAGAAAUUCUUCUGGCUUUUUCACGAGACUUCCUAAGCGGUGAAGGUGACCUUUCCCGUCACCUUAGCUUAUUGGGAUUGCCUGUUAACCAUGUUCAGACACCAUUUGAUGAAUUCGAUUUUGCUGUUACAAAUCUUGCUGUAGACUUACAAUGCGGGGUGCGUCUUGUGCGAGCCAUGGAACUCCUCACACAGAGCUGGGAUCUCUCAAAGAGACUCCGAGUUCCCGCCAUCAGCCGUCUGCAGAAGGUGCACAACGUUGACCUUGUCCUUCAGGUUCUGAGGGCCCGAGGGAUCCAGUUAAAUGAUGAGUAUGGAAGCCCCAUCCUGUCUAAGGAUAUUGUGGAUAGGCACAGAGAAAAAACUCUCGCAUUGCUGUGGAAAAUAGCGUUCGCUUUCCAGGUGGAUAUUUCUCUUAAUUUAGAUCAGUUAAAGGAAGAAAUUGACUUUUUAAAACUCACAUGGAGUAUGAAGAAAACAAUGUCUGCACUCUCAUGCCAUUCUGAUACUGUUCUCAAUAAGAAAAAAGACAGAAGGUUGAGUAAUCCUUUUGAACAAUAUAGUGAAAGCAUAAAGCUGUUGAUGGAGUGGGUAAAUGCUGUUUGUGCCUUCUAUAAUAAAAAAGUGGAGAAUUUUACAGUGUCUUUCUCAGACGGCCGUGUGCUGUGUUACCUGAUUCACCACUAUCAUCCGUGCUACGUGCCUUUUGCCUCCAUAUGUCAGCGUACCACUCAAACGGUGGAAUGUGCACAGACCGGAUCGGUGGUACUCAAUUCAUCCUCUGAAUCUGAUGAGAGUUGCCUGGAUAUGUCUCUUAAAGCACUUGAUCACGAAAAUACGUCAGAACUAUGCAAAGAACUCCUAGAAAAUGAAAAGAAGAAUUUUCAGUUGGUUAGGUCUGCGGUUCGAGACCUCGGUGGGAUCCCUGCUAUGAUUCAUCAUUCAGAUAUGUCAAAUACAAUUCCAGACGAAAAGGUGGUUAUUACCUAUCUGUCGUUUCUUUGUGCAAGGCUUUUGGAUCUCCGCAGAGAAACUCGAGCUGCUCGGCUCAUACAGACAACCUGGAGAAAGUUUAAACUGAAGCACCAUCAGGAGAGAGACAAAGCUGCAAUAAUUAUUCAAUCAGCUGUAAUCAAUUUUCUAACUAAACAACGAUUGAAAAAGAAGGUUAACGCAGCAUUGGUCAUUCAGAAAUAUUGGCGAAGGCUCUUAGAACAGAGAAAACUAUUAAUGUUAAAAAAGGAAAACCUAGAAAAAGCUCAGAAUAAAUCAGCAUUAAUAAUUCAGAAAUAUUGGAGAAGAUAUUCCACUAGAAAAAAGUUUCUGAAAUUGAAGCAUUACUCAGUCAUCCUGCAAUCAAGGAUAAGAAUGAUAAUUGCUGUUGCUUCUUAUAAACGAUAUCUUUGGGCUACAGUUACAAUUCAGAGGCAUUGGCUUGCUUGCUUAAGAAGAAAACAGGAUCAACAGAGAUACAAAAAGCUAAAAUCAUCAACCCUUAUAAUCCAAUCUCUGUUCAGAAGAUGGAAGCAACAUAAAAUGCAAUUGCAAAUAAAAGCUACCAUAAUAUUGCAAAGAGCCUUUAGACAAUGGCAUGCCAGGAAACGCUCUAAAGAAGAAAAAUCUGCUGUUGUCAUACAGUCGUGGUAUAGAAUGCACAAAGAAUUACGGAAAUACAGUCAUAUUAGAUCUUGUAUUGUUAUCAUCCAGACAAGAUUUCGGUGCUUUCAAGCACGAAAGUUAUAUCGAAGAAAGAAAGAGUCUGUACUGACUAUCCAGAGGUACUACCAGGCAUAUCUGAAAGGGAAGACCGAGCACACCAAAUAUUUGCAAAAACGGGCUACAGUCGUUCAACUACAGGCUGCUUUUAGGGGAAUGAAAGCUCGUCAUUUACACAGACAAAUCAGAGCUGCUUGUGUUUUGCAGUCGUAUUGGAGAAUGAGACAAGAGAGGUUUCGAUUUCUAAACCUUAAGAAAAUUAUCAUCAAAUUGCAGGCACACGUAAGAAAAUACCAGCAAGUACAGAAAUAUAAGAAGAUGAAAAAAGCCACCCUUGUCAUUCAGAUUCAUUUUCGAGCUUAUGUUUCAGCCAAGAAAGUUCUAGCAUCUUACCAGAAAACACAUUCUGCUGUCAUUGUUCUACAGUCUGCAUAUAGAGGAAUGCAAGCCAGGAAGAAGUUUAAUCACAUCCUAAGAUCUAUUGUAAAGAUUCAGUCAUAUUAUCGAGCUUAUAUUUCCAGAAAAAAAUUUCUGAGCCUAAAACAUGCUACCGUAAAGUUACAGUCAAUUGUUAAGAUGAAAAAAACUCGUAAACAAUAUUUACAUAUAAGAGCAGCUGCUCUGUUUAUUCAGAAGUGGUACCGGUCCAUAACCUAUAGAGCUUCAGCUAUUAUCAUUCAGAGAUGGUACCGAAAUAUUAAAAUUGCAAGCCAUCAACGUAAGGAAUAUCUUAAUUUAAAGAAGACAGCAGUCAAAAUCCAAGCUAUGUAUAGAGGUGUUAGAAUAAGAAGACAUAUUCAACAUAUGCACAUGGCAGCCACCUUUAUUAAAGCCAUGUUUAAAAUGCAUCAGGCAAAAAUAAGAUAUCAGAAAAUGAGAACAGCAGCUCUCAUAAUACAAGUAAGAUAUAGAGCCUAUUAUCAGGGUAAAACUCAGCGUGCCAAAUACUUGGCAGUUCUGAAAGCUGUUAAUAUUCUUCAGGCCAGUUUUAGAGGAGCGAGAGUUAGGCAGACGCUAAGUAAGAUGCAGACUGCGGCAACACUCAUUCAGUCAUACUACAGAAGGUACAGACAACAAUCACGUUUUAAUAAAUUAAAGAAGGUAACAAAGACACUACAGCAAAGGUACCGGGCCAUGAAGGCAAGAAACGUCCAGUUUCAAAGGUAUAACAAAUUAAGGCGUUCUGUCAUCUGCAUUCAGGCUGUUUUUAGAGGGAUGAAAGCUAGAAGACAUUUAAAAGUUAUGCAUUUAGCAGCGACACUUAUUCAGAGGAGAUUCAGAACUCUGAUGAUGAGAAGAAGAUUCCUGUCUCUCAGGAAAACUGCUCUUUGGGCUCAGAGACAAUAUCGUGCAAAUGUUUGUGCAAAGCAUCACUUACAAUUUCUACGGUUACAAAGGGCCGUCAUUAAAAUCCAGUCAUCGUGCAGAAGAUGGAUAGUAAGGAGAAAGAUACGAGAGAUGCACAGGGCUGCUGCUCUCAUCCAGGCUACUAUAUCUACUGGGGAAAACCUCGAGGUAGUGGUUAAGAACCAGCCUCUGACUCCAGCUCGCGUGGGUCUGAAUCCCAGCCCUGCAGCUGCCUGCAGGUUACUUAGCCUCUCUCUGCUUCACUUUCAGCACCUUCCCCAGGAGUAUGAGAAAACUACUUCCGCAGUGUACGACGUAGAAAAUUGUGUAGAUACGCUGUUGGAGCUUUUACAGAUGUACCGAGAAAAGCCUGGUGACAAGGUUGCAGACAAGAGUGGAAGCAUUUUCACCAAAACUUGUUGUUUGCUAGCUGUUUUACUGAAGACAACAAGUCGAGCUUCUAGGCAUCGAGCUGCUUGUUCGGUCCAAGCACAUUUUAGAGGCUGUAAAGCAAGGCAGCUCCCCCGUCGGCAGGAGUCUGCUGCUGCGACCGUACGGAGAGAUGUCCGAGCUGGGACGUCUGGGAAGUCGGAAAGGACAACAUUUUUUGAAUUAAAAAAAUCUACAGUUGCUCUACAAGCACUGGUGCGGGGUUGGUUAGUGAGAAAAAGAAUUUCAGAACAGAGAGCCAGAACUAGGCUCCUUCACUUCACAGCUGCUGCCUAUUACCACCUGUCCGCUCUUAGAAUUCAAAGAGCGUAUCGACGUCACAUGGCUGUGAAGAAUGCUGAAAGGCAUGUUAAUUCAGUCAUCUGUAUUCAGGGCUUUGCGCUGCCUCCAUCCACCCCGCCGUCGGAAUUAUCUGUGCAGUGCAAUAGAGGAGAAGUGAAAUAUCCUGUAUGUUUGAGAACAGAAUCUAAAGGCGUGUGUGCAUCUCCCCCACUUAUUACAAAUGGAGUCAUUAUUGGGUCAGCAGGCGGCACCUAUGAAAACGGCUCCUCAGUAGAAUACAGGUGUUUUGAUCACCAUUUCCUACAGGGACCUAGAGUGUCCCAUUGUGUACAGGGAGUGUGGACCACACCACCACUGUGCUUGGAGGAAAAGGAGAAGACAGCCUGUGAGGAGCCACCUGCCGUUGGCCACGGUGCAGCAAACCUGUAUGCGACGGUUUAUUACAAUGGGGAUAAAGUGGCAUUUACAUGUCAAAGUGGCUAUCAUCUGCGCGGGCCAAAAGAAAUCACCUGUACGCAUGGAAAAUGGACUCUUCCCCCCGAGUGUGUUGGGCACGCCCUCUGCCUGCUGUCCUUCCUGACACCCUUCUCUUUUCUCAAUCAGCUCUGGAGGACUCCGCACCAACACGUGUACCGAGGAUAUGUGUCGCGUGAAAGCAGAGCGAUUAGAGAUGCUAGAGAAAUUAGCAGAGAUGUUCGAAAUAGGUCCAAAGUUGUUGACCACGUUUAUAGUCUCCACAAACUUACAGCUCGUAAACAUAGAAUGAGCACUGAAAGGGCUCUUCAUAAGCAAAAUAAGAAUUCUUCUAUAAGCUCUCCCUUCAUUCCAGAAACACCUGUACGAACCAGGGUGGUUUCAAGACUGAAACCAGGUUGGGUGUUGAGAAAGGACAACAUGGAAAUCACAAGUCCCCUGCAAGCGAUUCGAAUGGUGAUGGAUACGCUCGGCAUUCCUUAUUAGUAAAUAUAAACGUUUUCAGUGUGUACAGGGAAAAGAUACAGUAAAGCCAAUCAUGAAUGUGUCAAGUGUUUUGGCUUUUUUUGUAGAACUUCUAAAAUUUGACUUUGUAUUAAAAUUGAAGAAAUACAUGUACUAAAUAAACUUUUUUUUUUAUAUUCUUCAUUGUUUUAUUAUUUAAUAGCUUUAUGCACGUAAGAAAUUGAUAUGUCAUGAAAUUAUUAUAACACU